Messenger RNA from Exserohilum turcica Et28A, 1260 nucleotides. RefSeq lists its product as uncharacterized. The transcript is spliced from 2 exons. The record is from RefSeq and is a predicted model, not a curated record. Lineage: Eukaryota; Fungi; Ascomycota; Dothideomycetes; Pleosporales; Pleosporaceae. The coding region runs from base 1 to 1260 and encodes 419 amino acids.
AUGGCCUCGCUGCCUCAAGCAACGCUUAGCGGCCACGGCGAAAACAACAAGAUUAGCCCACACAGACAUGCGCCGUCGCACGACGCUUCCACAGGCUGCCCCCCCACUGCGAGACCCGUUACACCGUGUGGCAGGCCCGGGGAGUCAGGCCCAGGGCCGCCCUCGCCCUCGCCCGCUGCUGGCCAAGCCAAUAUUCGCAUGCGCCGCUCGCACCACGGCUCGCUACUGCUUCAGUCGCCUGCACGUGCUGGGCAUGCCGCCCGCAUGAGGCAGAUCUUCGAGGAUGCUAGCCGUGAACAGCACACACGGCAGCCCGCUAGCCACACGCUCUAUCCACAGCUGGCCAACGUUUCGAGAAAAGCAUCGCCGCCACUAGCACUAGUACACAACGGGCGUGUGCGAGCCCGUUUCCAGCAAAACCCCCCCACUCCCCGCCCACCGUCCCGCUGCAUGUCGUCAACGACAUCAUUUCGAGCCUCAGCAGACGAUGCUCCCUCGGCCUUUGUCGGGCUAUCAGCGCAGAGUUCCGAGUCGUGGUCAGACGACUCUGCAUACCUGGUGGCACGCUCGCGCAACCCGACGUCUGCUCUGGCCUUUGUCCCCAAUGGCCGCAUAUCCGAAUGGCUCGCCGGCGUCUCGACGCCCGAUUGGGACCAAGAUGGCUCUGAAGAAGAAGAAGAAGAAAAAGAACAAGAAGAUGGCCACGCCAGGUCCGAAUUCUGCCAGCACUUCUCUGCCGAGUUUAGUCACGAAGCCGCCUCCAGACACAUACGACAGUCGCCCAAACCGUGGCGGCCUGUCAGAAUCAAGCCACUAGAUCCUUUUGGCCGCCAGGAGCAUACAUACACCGAAACACAGCCCUUGGCGUUUCAUUCCUUUUCGCCUUUCCACGACAUGACUGCUAAUCCGCGCCCCACCUUUAGUGCCCAGCGUCCCACUACGCCAGGCCCUUCAAACAAGCAAGCCUUGCCCUCCUCCAAUGACCAAAUCCAAUACACGCCCCUGAGUCCAAAUAUAUGUAUCGAGCGUGGUCCCUCGCGAUACCGCUCUUCCCGCAACAGGCACCUCACGAAUCGCACAUCGCCUACCAAAACCCCACAUAGCGUAUGCAAAGAGAACACGCUACCAACAUGUCUUGACAAUGCACACGCCAACAGUACCCCAGAAGCACCUUGCAAAGUCGGCGUCGGCACGCGCUUCCAGCAUCCGAGGCAUACUGCACGACAGGGGCUGGGCAGAUGGGCACGCUGUGUCGACUAG